AUGUACUUCUUCUGCGAUUCGAGUUUUGAAAAGCGCAAGACUGCUACAGGAGUCAUUAGGGGGCUUCUCUAUCAGCUCGUCAAGCAGUAUCCGGCGCUACUUAAAUAUGUACUGCCACAAUACCACGAACGCGGGGCAGACUUGUUCACGUCAUUUGACGCUCUCUGGACAAUAUUCAUGAACGCCGUCGCAGAUACAGCCACAGGUCAAAAAUAUUGCAUUAUCGAUGCCUUGGAUGAGUGUGACCAAGAGUCUCAGAAUACGCUGCUGAGGCAGUUUCAGGAGUCGUUCGACCCUAAGAGCUCUUCAGGCCAUACAUUGAGCAUCCGCAUGUUGAUAACCAGUCGACCAUAUCCAGAGAUUCGCGAGUACCUCGGGGGGUUUGCCAAGAAAGACUUGGCUUCUUUUCCAGAGGCAGUACUGGAUAUCAGAAAAUUUAUCGAAAGCAAAAUGGCAGACCUCCAGCAAAGGAAAAGCUACACAGACAAGGUAAAGGAGAAGGCCGCACAGUUACUGGAGACAAAGGCAGAAGGGACCUUUCUUUGGGUCGGCAUGGCCUGCAAGGAACUUGAUCCAGUCGCUUCAAAAGAUGCCGUCAAAAUUCUGGAAGACUUGCCACGAGGACUUCUACAACUGUACGGGGAUCUUCUUAAUAAAGCCUUCAAGUUGGAAGGUAAGAGGCAGACAAUCGAACGCAUUUUGAACGUCGUCGCAGUUUCUUUACGACCGUUGACGAUACUAGAGCUUGCGGAAGCUUGCCAACUACAUCAAGGGCAGGAAGAAAAAGAACGGGUCCAAUUUACGAUCGAGGAAGUGGAAUCUUGCCGCAUGCUAGUGGUUGUUCAAGAUACGACGGUCGUUCUACUCCACCAGUCAGUCAAGGAUUUCCUAUUCGAGUAUGACAUCAAACAGUUAGAGGCCCAUGCAAACCUCGCAUAUCGAUGCAUUGAGUACCUCAGCACGCAGUUUCAUUUGGAGGAGGAUGAUCUUGCAUCCGACAGGUUCCUAUCAUAUUCGACAGAUUUCUGGCCUGAACAUGCAAAGAGGGCAGAUUACGUGUUCCAUGUCAAGGACGCGCAGGCUGAAUUCUUUAGUCUUGACUCGAAAUAUCUGGAAGCUUGG
Pseudomassariella vexata is the source of this 1122-nucleotide messenger RNA. RefSeq lists its product as uncharacterized. Lineage: Eukaryota; Fungi; Ascomycota; Sordariomycetes; Amphisphaeriales; Pseudomassariaceae. The record is from RefSeq and is a predicted model, not a curated record. The transcript has a single exon. The annotation marks the transcript as partial.